Messenger RNA from Acanthosepion pharaonis, 831 nucleotides. Lineage: Eukaryota; Metazoa; Mollusca; Cephalopoda; Sepiida; Sepiidae. The record is from the annotation of a GenBank genome assembly.
AUGGUCAAUGAAAAAAAGUCGUAUAGUAACAUAGUUCUUUUUCUCAAAUUGGUUUUCUUCUUUCUUUCUUUUGUAACUAUCUAUCUAUCUAUCUAUCUAUCUAUCUAUCUAUCUAAGUUGGUUUCCUUCUUUUUUAUCUAUCUAUCUAUCUAUCUAUCUAUCAAUCUAAGUUGUUGGUUUCCUUCUUUUUUAUCUAUCUAUCUAUCUAAGUUGGUUUCCUUCUUUUUUAUCUAUCUAUCUAUCUAUCUAUCUAUCUAUCUAUCUAAGUUGGUUUCCUUCUUUUUUAUCUAUCUAUCUAUCUAUCUAUCUAUCUAUCUAUCUAAGUUGGUUUCCUUCUUUUUUAUCUAUCUAUCUAUCUAUCUAUCUAUAUAUCUAUCUAUCUAUCUAUCUAUCUAUCUAAGUUGGUUUCCUUCUUUUCUAUCUAUCUAUCUAUCUAUCUAUUUAUUUAUCUAUCUAAGUCGGUUUUAUCUAUUCAUCUAUCAGAUAAGUUAUAAUUUCCAAUCUAAGCCAUUUCACAUAAUUGUCAUCUAUCUAUCUAUCUAUCUAUCUAUCUAUCUAUCUUUCUUUGUCAUCUAUCUAUCUAUCUAUCUAUCUAUCUAUCUAUCUAUCUAUCUAUCUAUCUAUCUUCCUCAAUAUAUAUAUAUAUAUAUAUAUAUAUAUAUAUAUAUCCUCCUUUUUUUUUUUUCAUUCUAUACACCUAUAGGAUGUUCAAAGCAAGUCGAUUUCAAUCACCAGGGAAAUCUAUCUAUCUAUCUAUCUAUCUAUCUAUCUAUUUAUCUAUCUAUCUAUCUCAAUUUAUUCUUAUCUCAUUGUCCUAUUUAUUUCCUUUGA